Molecule: messenger RNA, 1911 nt
Organism: Prorocentrum cordatum
Lineage: Eukaryota; Dinophyceae; Prorocentrales; Prorocentraceae
Source: the annotation of a GenBank genome assembly
GCGCACCUGGCUUGGCUGGGCCAGCGCCAGGCCUUCAAGGCCAGGUCCCUGAAGCUCGCCACGCUCAAGGCAUGCUUCACGGGGAGCUGCGAUGUCAUGAUCAAUGGGCUCCCUCGCGUGCUCAAGCGCUGUUUUGCAUCACGACUAAUGUUCCGCAACCACGUGUGCAGGAGUGCCAAGCUCCAGCCACGCCCCAGCGAAGAGGCUUGGAAUGCAUCCUUGUGCGCCGACGUGGAUCGGGAGAUCCAGGAAGGCUUCUUCGGGGGGGAUCGUGCCGAGGCGCCUGCCGACCGCGCAGCCACCGUCGAUGAGCUUGCUGGGUUCAUCCGAGUUUCGGAGGCCGUGGAGGCCGUCGCAGCCACGAAGAGUUUCUUCAAGAGGCCGAUAUCGACGCUGCGCCUCCCAGCUCGCCUGGCCAGCGAGGCGCUGGUGAAGCUGAUGGAGUUCUCGAACAGCUCUGCCGACAUGGGCGAGCCCGAAAAUGGGAAGCAUAUCGCAGCGUUUGCUGCCGCUGGCGCUGCGGAGUCGGUCGUCGCGGAAGUCCCCAUCGAGUGGGGCGACGUGGUGAAAGCUUUGGGGUCGGCAAAGCAGCGCGGGCUCGUCGAGAAGUUGCCCCGCGACGUCGCGGACUCGAUCGCAGAAAUCGUCGAUGUGAACACGGGCUUAUUGAGGGCCAUGCGGCCCCAGCUCUUCUUCCACAUCUUCAUGAGCAUCGGUCCCAUGACCUACGCCUCUGUGCCGCCCCCUGCUGCUCAGAAGGCUGCGAAGUCGGUGAGGUCACCUUGCCUGCCGAUGCACUGCCAGAGGGUAGUCCAGGAGCUGCUUGGGUCCUACCACAUCGCUAUCUUCGGCAAGGACGCACUCGCGGAGAAGCCUGCCUUCCUCUCCCAGCUGGUUAGCGGCAUGUCUGCAGAAGGGGACGUCAUUGGCGCGUCUUUCGUUGAGGCGCCGGGCAAAUGGAUGUCGGAGCCUGGCGACGUGCUGGCGAGCGAGGGCAUCAAGAUCAAGGCGACCAUCGCCCGACAGAUCGAGCUCUUCCAGUCCAAUCGCGAAGCCGUGGUGGAGGAGAUCGCGGCCGCGCGCGCCCAGAUUCACCAGGCCGAGGCAGAGGCGGCCCUCCUCUACGCGAAGACAUCGGAGAUCGUGAUCCAGCGACUUUCGGAGAAGCAUGGGGGGCCACCUAGGGUCAAGGCCCCAGUGACGGCCGAGAGUAAGAAGGACGGCGACGGCGUCGCGGUGACCGAGGUGAAGAACCCAGUGCUGACCUCAGUCGGCAACUGGUGGAGGGCCCUGCUGAUGGAGGAGGGGGCCGAUCCGCGUAUGAUUCUCAAGGCCAUCGCGGCAUCGGCGCAGAUGAAGAUCUCGGAGGUGAUGAUGCACCACGUGGCCGCCUACGGCACCAGCCAAUAUGUCAACGGCCUCUGCGUCGCGCACUGCGAUCCUCGCGAGGCGGGCACGCCGAACAAGAAGAUCAAGCUAGAGGUGCACCGGGUGCAGAUGGUCGAAGCCGGGUCGCUCAACAAGGCCAUGUGGUUGCCGAUCGGCGACAACAACGGAGCUGGCCCGAAGCUGUGCAUCGAGGGCCUUGCCAACAACCUGCGGCGGAGCGACGGGCGCCUCGCUUGGGCGAUUGCGCCGUUGCCUAGCAAGGAGGGCGGCGGCGCGAAGGCUGAGCAGGCCGACGAAGGCAAACCCACCACCAAGGAGAGCGUCGCCAAGACGGAAGCAGUGGCCACCCACAUCAUCGACUACAUGGACUUGCAGUGGACGGUGGCCGACCAGACGCACACGUACACCUUGCCCUACCUGAAGGACAACCCCGACCACUCGGAGUUCUUCGGGGAGUGCCACAGGGCCACCUCGCCGUGGAACUUGGGGGAAGUGGUCCAGAGGGAGGCCGCGUCGAAGGAC